Messenger RNA from Camelus dromedarius (Arabian camel), 1009 nucleotides. RefSeq names its product cystatin F (gene CST7). Gene Ontology annotation, molecular function: cysteine-type endopeptidase inhibitor activity. The transcript is spliced from 4 exons. Gene Ontology annotation, biological process: negative regulation of microglial cell activation; immune response; positive regulation of myelination. Lineage: Eukaryota; Metazoa; Chordata; Mammalia; Artiodactyla; Camelidae. Gene Ontology annotation, cellular component: endoplasmic reticulum; Golgi apparatus; late endosome. The record is from RefSeq and is a predicted model, not a curated record. Bases 176 to 613 code for a protein of 145 amino acids.
AACUUUCACAAAGGAAGCGGUUGAGUUUACAGCUGGCAGAUGUGGAGGUGAAGCUUCUGGCCAAAAUGACUCAGCAAGAAACCGCCAUCCCCGCCCCCGGCAGGCGGUUCGCGGGGCGGGGCUCCCCCACCACCUCGCUGCCGGCGCCCCUGCCCACACGGCCCUGAGCACAGCCAUGUGUCCAGCCUGGGUGCUGCUGACCGUCUGCAGCCUGGUCCUGGGCACCACGGGGGGCCCUUCUCAAGACUCUUGUUCCCAGGUCCUUCACUCAGGCGUGAAGCCAGGGUUCCCCAAGACCAUCAAGACCGACAACCCAGACGUCCUCAGGGCGGCCCGACACAGCGCCGAGAGGUUCAACAACUGCUCCAACGACGUCUUCCUGUUCAAGGAGUCGCGCGUCCGCAGAGCCCUCGUCCAGGUAGUGAAAGGCCUGAAGUUCAUGCUGGACGUGGACAUUGGGAGAACCACCUGCAAGAAGACUGGGCGCCCGAGCCUGGAUGACUGCGACUUCCAGACCAACCGCACCCUGCAGCGGGCUCUCAGCUGCUACUCGGAAGUCUGGGUGGUCCCCUGGCUCCAGAGCUUCCAGGUGCCCGUCCUCCGCUGUCACUGACCGCAGCCCCGGCCCCUGGCUCCCUUCCUGCCAUCACCGCCUGGUCAUCAGAACUCCAAAACAGCACCUCUCAGACGGCAGCGUGGGGGCCCACGACAGAACCAUGUCACCACCCGCAGCCGGACUGAACAUUCCACACGUGUUUCUAAACUUAACUAGUCUUCCCAACGCUGCCCACCUGGAUUCAGGGCGAGUCCUCCGAUGGGCAUUACGUGGGUCCUGGACCCUGAAUGCCCCGUGGCCCCAGGCUGCCAAUGAAAGCCUGGAGCCACCCUUCUGUCUGAAUAAUCCAUUGCUCCAGCACCAGGCGGGGGACAGGCCAGCUCCUGCGCACCAUGGCCUCUUGGGGCGAAUAGUUACGAGUGGUAAACAUGAAUAAAGAACUGACCACCCAAA